This is a messenger RNA of Caenorhabditis briggsae, 741 nucleotides long. RefSeq names its product Protein CBR-DPY-11 (gene Cbr-dpy-11). The record is from RefSeq and is a predicted model, not a curated record. Bases 1 to 741 code for a protein of 246 amino acids. NCBI's taxonomy places the organism in Eukaryota, Metazoa, Nematoda, Chromadorea, Rhabditida, Rhabditidae. The transcript has 5 exons.
AUGCUUCUCCGAUUGCUCGCCGUACUCGCGAUUGCGGUUGCUGCUAUCUCUGCUGGGCCAACUAGAUCCUCCAAACUAGUCUUCCUCAAUGAAGAGAACUGGCAGAAUAUUAUGAAGGGAGAGUGGAUGAUUGAAUUCCACGCUCCAUGGUGCCCUGCUUGCAAAGAUCUUCAGAAGGCAUGGAACGCAUUCGCCGACUGGUCUGAUGAUCUUGGAAUCAAGGUUGGAGAGGUUGAUGUCACUGUCAAUCCAGGUCUUUCCGGAAGAUUCCUCGUCACUGCUCUUCCAACAAUCUAUCACGUCAAGGAUGGAGUCUUCCGUCAAUACUCCGGAAGCCGUGACAAAUCUGACUUCAUCUCAUUUGUUGAGGACAAGAAGUACCGCGUAAUUGACCCAGUUCCAGAUUACAAGCAUCCAAACUCCAAGCAAAUGGGAGUCGUCGCUGUCUUCUUCAAGCUCUCGAUGGCCGUUCGUGACCUUCAUAACCAUCUUGUUGAGGAUAAGGGAAUCCCAUCGUGGGCCAGUUAUGGACUUUUCGCCGGAGUUACUCUUGCUCUUGGAUGUGUCCUCGGAUUCUUCAUUGUUAUCAUCAUCGACCAAGUUUUCCCAACUGGACCAAGAAAGACUCAAGCUGCGAAGAAAACCGAGAAGAAGGAUUCCAAGAAAGACUCUGGAACUGAAUCUCCAACCAAAAAGAAUGGAAAUAACAACAACGCUAAGGAAGCCAAGAAGACCAAGUAA